AUGGAAGCGUCAAUCAACGACGCGUUCCCUGCCAGCAAUCACGAUGUUCCGGAUUCGACCGACUGGUUAGGAACGCCUCUGGCUAGCCUCAUGCCCGUUGAGCAAGCUUUUCGCUGUCAUGUAUGCAAGGACUUCUACAACUCGCCUAUGCUCACUUCUUGCAACCAUACUUUCUGUUCACUCUGCAUACGAAGAUGCCUCUCUGUGGAGGGGAAAUGCCCCUUAUGUCGGAUGUCCGACCAGGAAUCCAAACUGCGCGGAAAUUGGGCACUGAGAGAGGCCGUUGACGCAUUUACCAAAGCCCGGCCAGCCAUUUUGUCAGUUGCGAAGAAUCCCCCAGUAGUGGUGGUCUCGCAGUCACCAAAGAGAAAGGCUAUGCAAGAUGGCGUGGAGGAGUCAGAGCCACAAGCCAAAAGAACGAGGACGUCCGCGAGGCUGAGCAAGACUAGAGCUGCAGAGGCCACUGCUGUAAUGGCGCAAGAAGAGGCUGGUCUACCGGGGGAUAAUGAUGGUGCCGAUUAUGAGCCAGACGAUGGCCUGGUGGCAUGUCCGAUAUGUCAGAAACGGAUGAAGGAUUGGCAGGUUGAUAAACAUCUUGAUACCUCGUGUUCGGGUGUUCCACAGCAACGCACCACGCCAAGACCGAUACAAACAGGGUUUGGGUCCAACAAGGAUGGCGCACCUGCGAAGACCAGUCAACCUCUGCCCGAAAGAUUGCCCUCGUUGAGCUAUUCCCUCCUCAACGACAACGCCUUACGCAAGAAACUGGCAGCGUUGGGCAUAUCAACCAAUGGACCUCGGCAGCUCCUUGAGCGCAGACAUAAGGAGUGGAUUACAAUCUGGAACGCAAAUUGUGACUCUGCACAUCCCAAACGACGGGCAGACCUAUUACACGAUCUCGAUGUGUGGGAGCGAACACUAGGGGGGCGAGCCCCUGUUGCAUCGCGUGCCGCCAAUGUUGGGGCGCAAAUAAAAGACAAAGACUUUGACGGGGCGGCCUGGUCUGCUCGGCACGACACAUCAUUCAAGGACCUAAUUGCCAAUGCACGGAAAAGCAGGUCAAAAGCAGAACAGAGAAAGCCGAGCACAGAUACUGCAACGGACUCAGGUCUAUCUAGUGACCCAGGUCUCGACCAACGUACGGUGACCGAUUUGGCUGAAACGCCCUCCAGUCAGACGCAGAAACGGGGUCCAGAAGUGGUUAAUGCGGAAAUAAUCGCUCCUAUCAAUAGGGCUGGAAUGGAAAGGGAGAAGAGUCCAUAUGCCGACGGACUUUCAAGUACGACUGCUAUUGACAUCACUCCAGCAGGGGGUGAUGCUCGGCAUGGCGUGGAUGAAACGAUAUCAUGA
Messenger RNA from Thyridium curvatum, 1350 nucleotides. RefSeq lists its product as uncharacterized. Gene Ontology annotation, cellular component: Rad6-Rad18 complex; nucleus. NCBI's taxonomy places the organism in Eukaryota, Fungi, Ascomycota, Sordariomycetes, Thyridiales, Thyridiaceae. The coding region runs from base 1 to 1350 and encodes 449 amino acids. Gene Ontology annotation, molecular function: single-stranded DNA binding; ubiquitin protein ligase activity. The transcript has 2 exons. The record is from RefSeq and is a predicted model, not a curated record. Gene Ontology annotation, biological process: protein monoubiquitination; DNA damage tolerance.